AUGGCUUCAUCAAAUACACCAUCAGAAACACCAACUUCUCAGGAACAAGGAUCAACUCCUGAUCCAACAAUUGGAACCCAAAAAACUAGUAAUAGAGGAAAAACUGAUCCUGCAUGGGGCCAUUGUAAACAAGUUUUGGAUAAAGAAAAAACUGCUCUAGUAUGUAUUUAUUGCGAGAAGCUUAUUAGGGGUGGAGGAAUUAACCAGGUUAAGCAUCAUUUGGCUGGAAAAAACGGAGAUAUUGAGGCAUGUCGAAAGGUGCCAGCUGUGGUGAGACACCAAUUCAAUCAAAACAUUGAAGAUCUUCGAACCAAGAAAAGAAAAACUCAAGAAGAAUAUGCAGAAAGUUAUGGCGCUUGUGAUGACGUUGAAAGGGAGUUUGAUGAGAUUGAACCAACACCUGGAGCUCAACUAAGUAUUAAAAGUAUUCUCCAAAGCAAAGAAAUUGUGGAGAAGUGUGAUAUUGCUAUUGCAAGAUGGAUGAUGGAUGCCUCUGUGCCAUUCAAUGCGGUUAAUUCAGCUUAUUAUCAGCCGAUGAUCGAUGCUAUUGCAAACAUGGGUGCAGGGUAUAAAGGGCCAAAUUACCAAAGAGUUCGUGGAUAUUUGUUGAGUAAAUUGGUUGAAGAUGUAAAGAAGAUGAUUGAAGGAACUGUUUUCCUAAAGUCAGUUGAUGCUUCUCAUAUCUCGAAAAUUGCUGAGGCUUUGUUUAAGUUGCUUAGGGAUGUUGUGUUAUUUGUUGGUCCUGAGAAUGUUGUACAUGUAGUGACAGAUAAUGCUGUAAAUUACGUUGCUGCUGGAAGGUUAUUGGAAUCGGAGUUUCCUAGAUUGUAUUGGUCUCCUUGUGCGGCACAUUGUAUUAAUUUGAUGUUGCAGGAUAUUGGAAAGUUUAUAGAAUUCACAGGCGGCCGAGAAAUACUUCGUCCAGCUCCAACUCGAUUCGCCACUAAUUUCAUUACUUUGCAAAGUAUUUUGGCUCAAAAGGAUGCAUUGAGAGCUAUGGUGACAUCUAGAGAAUGGACAAGUUCAGCUUACUCUAAAGAAGCCAAAGCAAAAAAGUUUGUGGAUCAAGUCUUAGAUUCUAAAUUUUGGAAUCAAUGUACUGAUAUUGUUAAGCUUACGGAGCCACUUGUUCAUGUAUUGCGUAUUGUGGAUAGUGAAGAUAGAGCUGCAAUUGGUUUUCUUUAUCAAGCUAUGUAUAAGGCUAGGGAAGACAUGGUGAAGAAGUUUCAAAAAAGAAAGAGGGUUGUUGAACCUUAUUUGAAGAUUUUAGAUUCACGUUGGGAUUUACAAUUUAAAAGAAACCUUCAUGCUGUUGGUUAUUGGUUAAAUCCAGCUUUUCGAUUUAAUUAUGCAGAAUUUGACAAGCACAAAGAAACAAUUUCUGGUCUACUAGAUGUGAUUGAGAAAUAUGCUUACGGUGAUGCUGAUUUGAAUACUAAAUUGACAAGUGAGAAGAGAAUCUUUAAGAAUGCUGAAGGAGACUUUGGGAGACAGUCUGCAAUACGUGAGCGAAGCACAGUGAUGCCUGAUUCACCACCAUUUUUAACUCCUGAAGAAGUUGAUGCUUUACGGAAUGAUCUUGCAAAUAUGUCUCUUCAAUCAGCUUUAGAUGAUUUGGAUGAAUUGAAUCUGGAAGAUGAUCGAGAUGAUGGCGAAGCUAAUAAUACUUCUGUGAAAAAUGCAAAUCAUACUUCUGUGGAAAUUGCAAAUCAGAAUGAAACCAAUCAGGAUGUAGCUCGAGAUUUGUCAGAUGAAGAAAGAUAUCCAGACUUUGAAGUUACUCCUUGGAUAUAA
This is a messenger RNA of Arachis duranensis, 1794 nucleotides long. RefSeq lists its product as uncharacterized. The coding region runs from base 1 to 1794 and encodes 597 amino acids. The record is from RefSeq and is a predicted model, not a curated record. Lineage: Eukaryota; Viridiplantae; Streptophyta; Magnoliopsida; Fabales; Fabaceae. The transcript is spliced from 6 exons. Gene Ontology annotation, molecular function: DNA binding.